Alexandromys fortis (reed vole) is the source of this 5271-nucleotide messenger RNA. RefSeq names its product ORC ubiquitin ligase 1 (gene Obi1). The record is from RefSeq and is a predicted model, not a curated record. Gene Ontology annotation, molecular function: ubiquitin-protein transferase activity. The transcript has 6 exons. NCBI's taxonomy places the organism in Eukaryota, Metazoa, Chordata, Mammalia, Rodentia, Cricetidae. Gene Ontology annotation, biological process: protein monoubiquitination; regulation of DNA replication. Bases 1855 to 4035 code for a protein of 726 amino acids.
GCUCAAAUGACCCUUCCACAGGGGUCACCUAAGGUCAUCAGAAAACACAGAUAUUUAUAUUACAAUUCAUAACAGUAGUAAAAUUACAGUUAUAAAGUAGCAACAAAUCUUUAUGGAUGGGGGACACCAUAACAUGAGGUAUUAAAGGGUCACAGCAUUAGGAAGGUUGAGAACCACUGAUCAAAAUGAUCUAUAAGGCCUGCACUAGCCAGAUAUGAAGUGGAACUCUUUUGGAAUGAAAGUGCCUUUUACAUAGCUGUCCCUUGCUGUAGUAUUCUCAGGGAUAGACGUCACUGGCAGGUCAUCCUCACUCCUCUGUCCCACUCAGAGGUUGUAGAAGGAGACCCUGAAACAUGAGACUUUCUCAUCCUAAUCCCGGGCUUCAGACAAGAAACAUACAUUUUUCUAGGCUUGGGAAUUCUAGACUUGGAAUAAAUAUGAGUUUGCUUUCAAAUAACCACAAGGUUUUAGAAGCAGAUUAUUCUCAUGCUAGGCUUUCUGAAGAAGUGCCCACUAUGCAGGAAGUUAGAAUGGCUUGUUUGCCCAGUUCUCCAAUUCCAAGCAGACGAUAGCCUCUAAUUCUUAGGAAACAAAGAUACUGAGCUGAUUGGGACAUACUCACUGCCAAGAGCAAGCAAGUUUUGAAUUGGACUUGGGCUUCUCCAGGUCAUUUGCCAACUUUUCCAGACGCAUGGUUGCCUGGUUAUUUUUCGAGCCAUGAUGAUUGGCCUCCACCUUCAUUUCACAGAACACACUCAGAGAAAGGCACUAAGGUGUCAAUGUUUAACAGGCUGCCCGAGGCCAUGACCUAGGAAGUUGUCCAAGGCAGGGAUGUCUUCUUCAGUCUCUUUUGCAAAAAGAUCAGCAAAAGGCAUUUCACUUGUUUCUAAAUUUCCAGUCUCACACAGAACAUUUGUUUCCAUCAUUUGUCACAUUGGCUCUUUCUCAUUUACACCAAGUUUCAGUUAAAUCCCAAAUCUCAGAAGUAAGAUUCACUUGGGAACAUUUUGAUUUUCUUUUCUUUGUCGUUGUUGGGAAUGCUAAUUUGUAACCUGGCAAAUUAUCUCGUGGAGUUCAACCGCACAGGCGGUACCUUUCAUAUCCUACUCGUUCCUAAAAUGAAGUCAUUAAAAUGCCUUGUGCGAAUGUCCGCCUUGGACUGUAUGAAGUUUCCUCACUUAGAAUCAGAGCCCUGGCUAGAAUCUGUAAACUUCCUGACAAGGCAGCACAGAAGGGCUAGUGAAAGUUUGUUUUCAAGGAGAACUGAGAUUGAUUUACUUGGGUAGUUCUGGAAAAAGAUAACCAUUGCUUUUAAGUCAAUUAUCUGGGCCUUCUGGAAGCAUGCAUAAGAAUAAGGACGGAACUGAGAGAGAACGGUUGUUUUGAAAGUAUUAAAUGAAUAGGUUACAUCUUUUCUCGGUAUGUUUUGAGGGCUCCAUUUUAUCAAGACGUGUAGCUUAACUCCCCACCCCUAUUCGACUGUUGGAGGAAAGUUGUGGGGACUGAAACACCAUAGCUUUCUCUAUUUCCUACACAAAUUAAUUACACUUUCCUUUAAAUUUUCAAAAGCCUCGAAACCUCUAGUAAACCGUCUUCCUUCCCAUUCCCAGCAUUUUUUUUUAAAGCUCCUGACCCAGGCACCUAUUUUUAAUCUGUUCUUAAUAAUACUUAUUAUUCAGUAAGGAAAGGAAAAAAAAAGACGGGGCGACUGCGCGUCUCAGAAGCGCGUUUCCGUCCCCUCGCCCGGCUUGCUAUGGCCCUGCCAGGCCGCCGUAGCCGGCCUCGCGCGUUCCCAGCGUGGCGAAGAGCUGCUGUCGGCGGGACUUCCGUGUUGGCGGGAUUCUGAACGCUGCCAUGGCUCAGACCGUGCAGAACGUUACAUUGUCCCUCACUCUGCCCAUCACGUGCCACAUUUGCUUGGGGAAGGUCCGUCAACCUGUUGUAUGCACCAACAACCAUGUGUUUUGUUCCAUUUGCAUUGACUUGUGGUUGAAGAAUAACAGCCAGUGUCCGGCUUGCAGAGUUCCUAUCACUCCAGAAAAUCCUUGCAAAGAGAUUAUUGGAGGAACAGGUGAAAGUGAACCUAUGCUGAGCCCUAUGGUCAGGAAGCACCUUCGGAGAACGAGACUCGAGCUCCUCCACAAAGAGUAUGAGGAUGAAAUAGAUUGUUUGCAGAAAGAAGUAGAAGAACUUAAAAGUAAAAACCUGAGCUUGGAGUCACAGAUCAAGACUAUUCUGGACCCUUUAACCUUGAUGCAGGGCAGCCAAAACGAAGACAAACAACCAGCAGCAGAUAAUCAAAGUAAAACUGACCCAGAAACGGUAGUGGAAUGGAAGAAAAAACUCAGAACAGCUAAUGAAAUCUAUGAAAAAGUAAAAGAUGAUGUGGAUAAGUUAAAAGAGGCAAAUAAAAAAUUGAAGUUGGAAAAUGGUGGCCUGCUGAGGGAGAAUUUACGACUGAAGGCUGAAGUUGACAACAGAUCUCCCCAAAAGUUUGGAAGGUUUACAGUUGCCGCUCUUCAGUCCAAAGUAGAACAGUAUGAACGAGAAACCAAUCGCCUCAAGAAAGCUCUAGAACGAAGUGAUAAAUAUAUAGAGGAACUAGAAUCGCAAGUAACACAACUGAAACACUCAGAUGAGGUCAAGGAAGAUAUGGAUGGCCUUUGUCAGAGGGCACCCUCUGCAGAUGGCAAGGGGCCCAAAGGCAACGAUGAGCUUGUAGCAUCAAAGAAUCAGGGUGACGGAGCCAGGAAGCAGGCUGGCCCAGCCACCUCCACCUCAGCUUCUCACCUAACAACAUCUAGCUGCAGACUCGCUGACACCAGUUCUGCCAGGCAGGAAAGCACCAGCAAGACUGAACCAAACUGUCCCAAGAGCAAAGACAGAUACCCCAAGCCCACGGAAAUGCUGCUGGCUAUGCGAGAGACACCGAUGGAUGCUUAUUUGGAAGGAGAGUGGGGCAGUAAGCCAAGUGACUGUGCACCAUACAAAGAGGAAGAGCUUUAUGAUCUCCAGGCUCCUUGCACUCCUUUGUCCCUUAGCUGCCUUCAGCUAAAUACUCCAGAAAACAGAGAGAACUCUGUAAUCAAGGCAGGGAGUUCCAAAAAGCAUGCAAACCAUCUGAGAAAACUGGUAUUUGAUGAUUUUUGUGACUCUCCAAAUGCCUGCAAUAACAACUCUUCCGAGGACGAUGUAGGUAAAAGUGAAACUGAAAAGAAGUCAGACUGUUUUGUUUCCCCAAAGACAGGAUUUUGGGAUUGUUGCUCUACAAGCUAUGCCCAGAGCUUGGAGUUUGACAGCUCAGAGCGGAACACGAUAGCAAAUUCUGUUGGGGAAAUCCCUUCAAAAUUGAGUGAGAGGUCAGGAUCAUGCAUGUCCAAGAGACUAAAUUGUAUUCGCUCUCUCGAAAUGAACCGGACAAGAACAUCCAGUGAAGCGUCCAUGGAUGCCGCUUAUCUGGACAAAAUCUCCGAGCUGGAUUCCAUGAUGUCAGAGUCUGACAACAGCAAGAGCCCUUGUAGUAACGGUUUUAAAUCAGUGGAGCUGGAGGGCUCCUCAAAGUCACCUCGAGGCAGUGAGUUUCUCGAGGAACCUGACAAGUUGGAAGAAGGACCUAAACUGAAUCUUUCCAAAAAUGCUCUCACUACUGAUCAGUUAGAAAAUGGCAGUGAGUGGAAGCCGUCUUCUUUCUUUCUCCUCUCUCCAUCUGACCAAGAGAUGAGUGAAGAUUUUUCUCUGCACCCCACUUCUAAUUCAGGAGCUGGUGAAGUCAAACCCCAGAGCUGCUUGUUUCAGACAGAGUUUUCCCAGGGUGUCCUGUUAAGCGGCUCCCACGGACUGUUUGAAGAACAGAGGUUCGGGUCCUCUUUAUUCAAGAUGUCUUCGGAGAUGCAGAGCCUCCACAGCCACCUUCAGUCUCCGUGGUCUACUUCCUUUGUGCCUGAAAAGAGGAACAAGAAUGCGACUCAGUCAACAAAGCGCAAGAUACAGAGCAGCCUUUCCAACGCCAGCCCAUCCAAAGCAACGAAAAGCUGACUCUCCAGAGAGAUGCCCUGGUGGCUUUGUCCUGAAAGGGAUGCGGUCGCUUUCAGCGUUACUGUAGUCACUUCAUGAAGGUUCUAUAAAUCAUGAACUGAUAAUCUUCAGUAAAGUGUCAAGUCAGAGAGGUGGGUUUACCUGUUUACAGGGUGCUUCAUCUUGUAGAAACUUUGGUCUUUUAGUUGGUGAUCUGUCUUAGCAGAGAGGUUAGGGGCAAGGGUUUCAUUUGUCUCUGUAUUGUUCAUUGUUUUGUUUUAAAUGAAUAUUAUAUGUAUCUGGAUUGACUGUAUGUUGUUUUCUCAUUACUUAUUUAACCGUUAGAUACGGUGGCCUGUUAACUGUCUUCAGAACUUGUGUUUCUUAGAAGUUUUAGUAUUUUCUUUACUAUUCUUUAAAGCUAUUCCUAGAGUAAAAUGGUUUGUAUGUCCUUUUUUAUUUAUGUGUAGUGGUGGCCUAAUUAUUCUGCAAGACCAUGCUGGAGAAAUGGCAUUCCACCCAUAGAGUAUUCACUGCUAACCUUUUCAGAUUUUACAUAGCGGUUUGCCACCUGUUUCAUUGUGUUCUGUCCAUUUUGUGUGUGUCUGUGCGCAUGUGUGCGUGCGUGUGCAAAAAUGCUCUGGAGUAUGAAAGAACGUAUUUUUGGUAUGAAAAUUCUUUUUAGGUUGUUUAUAUUUGUUCAUCUUUGAGCGUGUCUAUCUGCGUGUGUAAAGUUAGAAAUUAUUAUGUAUUGGAAGGCCGGAAGGAAGGAAGGUUGGGAGGAAUUUCAACAUCCUAGCUUCAUUUCCCAGAUGUGUAGGUAGAAAAGCAGUCUGUUAGGUUUUUGAUCCAUUGUGUCACAGGGGAGCCUUUUAUGUGAUAAAGUUCUUGUUUGCAUGUUACUGCUCACUGUGGGAACUGUAAGCAUGGGAGCCUUUGUGCUUGCUCCGUUCUCCACCCAGAAGAAAAAAGAAGUUCCUAUUGGCUAGUAGACUACCCAUUGUGUAGGACAAUUGUUUUUCUUUGUGGAAAGUAACAAGUGGGAGUGGGAAUAUAUAAGAGCUAAGCACAACCUUUAGUUUAGGCUUUAAAAGUACAUUAUUUUAAACAUGUUUGGUAUGCCCAUAUAGACUGUAAAACUAAGUCUGUAUGCUAAUAACUUAUCUAAUGUGCACUGAACAUUUUACAUGUAUUGUCUUACCUUAACACUGCAUGAUUUUUUAUGUGAAUUGAAUAAAGAAUGCCAUAUGCACUAUA